Molecule: messenger RNA, 462 nt
Organism: Rhododendron vialii
Lineage: Eukaryota; Viridiplantae; Streptophyta; Magnoliopsida; Ericales; Ericaceae
Product: cysteine-rich repeat secretory protein 1-like
Exons: 2
Coding region: 1-462 (153 amino acids)
Source: RefSeq, a predicted model, not a curated record
AUGUCUUCCUCAAGACUUCUCACUCCUCUCUAUCUCCCCUCCAUCUCCAUCCUCCUCCAACUCACCCUCGCAACCAACCCACUCUUCUCUGAUUGCCCAAGCUCCGCAAAUUUCACUGCCAAUGGCCCUUACAACAAGAACUUGAACGGCCUCUUGAGUUAUCUCAACUCCAAAACCCCGCUGACCGGGUUUGGUUCUGGCUCAUUGGGCAUGGGCGGGAAUAUGACCUAUGGCUCCGCUCUUUGCCGAGGUGACAUCAAUAGCACAGUUUGCCAAGCCUGUGUUGACGAGGCAAGCGUAGAGAUUCAGCAAGUUUGCCAAUUGAAGGAACAAGCAAUCUUGGAGCAAGCAGCUUAUGUUAGCCCAAAAUUGUAUGCUGCUGGGGCCAUGAGUGUCGGGACAUCGAUGGAUCUUUAUGGGCUUGCUCAAUGCACUGGAGAUCUUUCUAGUGAUGAUUGUUAG